Strongylocentrotus purpuratus (purple sea urchin) is the source of this 3374-nucleotide messenger RNA. RefSeq names its product ADP-ribosyl cyclase (gene arc1). Gene Ontology annotation, molecular function: NAD+ nucleosidase activity; phosphorus-oxygen lyase activity. The transcript is spliced from 8 exons. NCBI's taxonomy places the organism in Eukaryota, Metazoa, Echinodermata, Echinoidea, Camarodonta, Strongylocentrotidae. The record is from RefSeq and is a predicted model, not a curated record. Gene Ontology annotation, cellular component: plasma membrane. Gene Ontology annotation, biological process: positive regulation of B cell proliferation. The coding region runs from base 378 to 1352 and encodes 324 amino acids.
UAAAGCCAUUUCCAGUUCAUUGUGCAAUAUGAAUCUGAAGUGCAAUAAGGAAACACUAAGCUAGACUGAACUAACAAACCAACAUUACCCAUGCACCUUGGACUCGGAAUUACCCAGGCAUCUAUAAUGAAGAUUAUAUAGUUCACUCUAUAUACAUUCACCACGGACAUACUAGUAUAUAGCCGCGGAUUUCAACUUUGAAUUCAUUAUUGGUUGGAUGCAAGUCCCAACUGGACUUCUAAACACUGGAUACCUGUUCACUGACCAGGGGUUUUGAGGCAGGAGUGACAAUAUUUUGUUAAAUUCACAGUGCUUGAUCUUCACUCAGUUGUAAGUACAAGUACAUAACCGUAUCAAGGAACGAACCAAAAUUCGAAAUGGGCAUCUACACCAUAUUCAUCUACUUGUCACCAAUGCUGGCGAUGACCGUUGCCUACAUCAACACAGGACCAGGGACCACGUCCAACAUUACUGACAUCUUAACUGGUAGAUGCGAGGAAUACCGGAAGUGCCUCCUGGGAGAGCCAUGUCUCCCGUUCUAUCGCAAUGUCAAGUGUCGUGCAGCAGUGGAGUCGUUUUUUAAAGGCAUUCGCAAUAUGGAUCCAUGUGCUACCCCAGACAACGCAUAUGAUGAAUUCCUCAACAUGGUCCCACCCACCACAGUUCGUGGCACGACGAUGUUUUGGUCGGGUGUUAUGGGCAACAACAUACCACAGGACGUUGCUCAGGUCACCCCUGAGUUCAGUGUGCUAGAGGAGACCUUUCCGGGUUACAUGGCAGGUAACCUGUCCUGGUGUGGCGCUACGGACGGUGAUGGCACGGGACUCGGACUCAACUUCACCGUCUGUCCGACAUGGACAAGUGAAACGUGUCCCAACAAUACCAAGGCGGCAUUCUGGGCUAGGGCAUCGAAGAUGCUAGCAACGCAAGCUGUUGGUGACGUCUAUGUUGUUCUGAAUGCGCAAAGAGCUGGCGGGGCUUUCAACAAUGGCAGUAUAUUCGCCACGAUAGAAGCACCUAAUCUCAACCAGGACGUGGUCACAAAUGUCGCCAUCUAUCUCAUCCCAGACUUCACACUUCCGAUUCCGAAUGAGAUGUAUCGAGAGACGUGUACCAAUGGAAGCGUUUUGUACUUGCAGAAUUUCUUGAUGAACAUGAAUUUUAAUGUGACAUGUGAGGAGAACCCCAAGGAAAUCAUGUGGCUCCAGUGUGCUCGGUUUGCAAAUAGUCCAUACUGUGGGCCAUACGCCAAAGGUACCCCGGUAGUGGCCGCAUCAAUAGUGGUUAUACUGCUUCAAGCCAUUUUCGCUAUGUCUCUCAGUGGUUGGAAUACAAUAUCUACUACCCUAUAAAGAUUGGGAUGGUUCUUCGCGAAGUCCUAGUUUGGUUGCUUCGAAUGAAAACAGAAAAUUUUGUUUAAAAGUAAUUAGUGAUUGUUCAUGAAAUAAGAAGAAAAAAAGAAUGGGAAAUUACGAAAUGUGAACAAUCGCUGACAUUUUUUUUAUAAUUCUACAUGUUUUUGUUUUAAAUGAUAGUUUAUUGAGAUUUAUGUAAAUUUAUAGAGACAGUAUGUACAGCAUGCAAAUUAAAAAUGGCUAAUCGGCAAUCGGUCACAAACAUUGAUAUGAAUGUGAUGUCAUCAAAUGAUUCCUCUUUAUCCAUGUGUUAGAAAUGUGUUUUAAUGACAUCCUCUUUCACGUUAUGAUACAAUUUAAGUGAAAUUUUGCCAUCAAAUUUGUGGGGCUCCCAACACUUUAGAUGGGCUAUAAAUCGAGAUUGAUGAUUAUUAUCAUCAUCAAUGUCACCUUGGGUUCUGAUUACAUCCGGCAAAUAAACUCAGGUACAAAUAAUGACGAUAAAGAUAAAAUAUAAUAAGAACUCUUGGUAAAGAAAUGACCAACCUUUUCUACUAGAGUUUGCGAAAAGUGAGCAUGGAUUUCGUCUUUAGGUAAUCUUAAACAUUCCAGGUCAUUUGAAUUAUUUACCAUGCAAUGGAAUGGUUGUUUGCACCAGUAAACAUUGCUUUUUUGCUUAUUUUUUACGAAAACUUGCAGCAAUAUGACAUGUUCCGUAAACUACCAGCACCGAUAUGCAUACAACGGAUUCCAUUUUCUAAUAUCUCGAUUACCAGUGUUUUUGUUCGUUUUUCAGUAAUUUCAUAAUCUUUCUUUCAAUAUGUAUUUUCUUACUUUCAUAUCAUCAUACACUCUCUAUGGAGUAAUUUUCAAAUGCAGGGCCAAUUCGUUAGAUUCUACGACAAUUUUAUUUGUGUCAAUAGCAAAACUAAAAACACGAGGUAUAUGCUUAGUGAUGAUUUUGAGGCAGAAUGGGGGAGGAGAGGGUGAAACGAUAGAAUGAUUCAACAAAAUUAAGCUUGUCAUGAGCUGGGCUGUCUCUUCGUCAUCUUUGCUUUGUUUUGUUUUAUUUUGUUUUGUUGUUGUUUACUUCGUAUGACUGAUCAGCGCUUGGUAUAGCAGUGGCAUAAGCAUGUGUCAAUUGUCAAUUCUAUUUUGAAUUGAGCACGUAUGCCUCUGUAUCCCCAUAGCUACAUAAUAUGUCACUGAUACGCCCCCAAAUGGUAAGUCCUGUUUCAAUUUGUAUGACGUCAUGCAAAAAUUAUCUUUAGAAUUUAUGAUUAAUCCCAAAUUUAAAAGAAUUUGGGAAAAACAUAUUGAAUGUGUCAGAAACUUUGUCUUUCAAGUACUCUAAAUAAAGGGAACCGAUUUUGUCCUAGAAAAUAUGAGUGCGUUAAUUUCACCACGAUAUAAAUGUCUGUAUAGUUAUAAUGUACAUUAUGCCUGUCUCAUUGUUCAAUGUUACUUUUCGUCUAUGUUACUUUCCACCUUCUCUCCAUUUGUCUUAUCUUGUUACCAUUCCAUCAAACUGUCGAUUUUAACUGUCCCGUCCACAGGUACUAAAUGUUUUUUUUUUAACCCAGAUUGAUAGAUUCACUCGUUAAUGUUUUAAUCAUUAUGUCAGUAUUUUAUAAUGUAUAUUUUUGAAUUUCUAAUUUUGUGUGUAUGUUUGCAUCAAUGCAAUAACGCAAUAUUAACAAUCCCUUUUGAGACCACCUUCAUAUUAUUGUAUAACUUGUUGGAAUUAUACGCUUUUGGAAGCGGCCUAUGGAAAUUCAUAUUAUCUGUUGGCUCUUAAUGAUGUGAAUUAUGCAUGAGGACUAUUUGAUAUUUUAUCUUUUUGUUUAAUGUAGCCUUUAUAUUUUGUAUUUCGUUGGGCGCAAUGGUAGAAUUCUUUAUGAAAUAUGUCAUCGGGGUUGUCUGUCCACGACUUACCAUAAUAGGCCUAUUUCUUCUUGCUAUUUUCAAUGGUGCACAAUUAAUAAAACAGCAAAUGGCGGAUAUUGUGUGGAUUAGGAA